AUGUCUUCGUCAAAGUCGGAGCGACUGGCCAAGCGGAUAGCCGACCACGGUCGCCAUCUCUUUGUAUACCACCAAAUAUGGACCAACCAGGUCAUUUACUCAUUGGAGCGCUCCAUGAACAAUAACCAAGUCCUCAAGCAACUUACCUUUGCUGGAAAGAAGACUCUCCCAUCAGCUCUGCGCAAGGAUAUGUGGCGCCCACUGCUUACAGCUACCUUCCCCUCGCCAUCCCAAGGUCUGGCCGCCUUCCGUAAACUGCGCGAGCUCCGUAUGCUGCACGAACACAACUGGGAACACCCGGACCCGGAAGCCCGCAAGAUGCCCGAAAAGAAGCAACGUGGACACCUCAUUAUGGAUCAAAAGGCCAAUUCCAUUGCUGAUCUGGCCUGGGUUUUGCGCCACCAAGACCAGCUGGGCUUGAAGAAGCAACAGCAACAUCAGGAUGAUCAGAAUCGCAUUCGCGAGGAGCUGUUGGCUUUGGCAAAAGAGGCCGAGGAGGGUGGUGUACCCUUGCUCGAGCAGUCGCUCAAGGACCAGGAGGCCGCCGUGGAGAAGAUGAAGAAGGAGCAGCAGCAAGGAGGUGAAGAUGCCCCGUCGCGCAAGCAGAUCGGUGAGGGCUUGUUGGCCCUCAAGGCAAUGCGCCUCAGAUACCAGAAGAUGCUUGCCGCCCACGAAGCCAUCAACCUUGCAAAGACCAGCGCUCUCAAACAAUCCGAAGCCCAAGAAGCUCGUGGUACCGCCUCGCCCGAUUCAGUUGAUCUGACCAUUGAGCCCCCGGAGAUCUUCUACCACCCGCCUAUUGGCAAACCCCAGCACAAGAAGCGCAGCUCUGGACAACAGGUACCGUUAUACACAGCCGACGGUGUCACCAUCCGAUGGACCAACCCUUUGGACGCCGAGUUCGCUGCAGAGUGGCCCGCUGCCGUCAAGCACGACUUUGCCGGUCUCACUCGUCACACCGCCGCCCCCGUCGACGAGGAGCCCGUUUUCUACGCCCAAGACUUGACCAUGCGCAACACCAGCUACAAGUACCAGGCACUGCGCGACGCCCGUGCUGCCCGCUCCGAGGCAACCGAGGAGCAAUACGAAGAGGAGAUUGAUGAUGCCGAGUACGAGCGUUUGACUGGCAAGUCUGCUGCCGAGCUUCGCGCGUAA
Molecule: messenger RNA, 1155 nt
Organism: Aureobasidium pullulans EXF-150
Lineage: Eukaryota; Fungi; Ascomycota; Dothideomycetes; Dothideales; Saccotheciaceae
Exons: 2
Coding region: 1-1155 (384 amino acids)
Biological process (GO): positive regulation of mitochondrial DNA replication; DNA recombination
Cellular component (GO): mitochondrial large ribosomal subunit; nucleus
Molecular function (GO): DNA strand exchange activity; single-stranded DNA binding; structural constituent of ribosome
Source: RefSeq, a predicted model, not a curated record